CAUCAGUGUUAUGCUUAUAGAAAUUUCUUGUUCUGCCAGAAGCAUCAUGUUUACGUUUUUACCAAUAAAUUAAGCUAAUAGUUUUUUCGCAUGUCCAAAGGGUAAAACAUCAAAAUUUGGCCGUCAUUGAGACGUAUUUUUCAAAUAUAACGAUAGAUCCCCGAUUAACAAUGAAGAUCUUCCCUACAUAUCUCUCGCAGUGUGACCACAGCCUAUUUAAUAUUUUUAAAAGUGAAGCCACGGUUUAUUUUCAUUGGCCCUUUUGCAAGAACAUUUGUACAUUUUGUAAUUUCAACAAAUAUAAAAGAUCUGAAAAUAAAUUGGGGCAACAUUUUGAAAAUAAAAUGGAAAAUAGUCUUCUUAGAGAGACUCAAACAAUAUUUGGCCUAACGGGAGUGAAUAAGAUAAAAUCAAUUUAUUUUGGUGGAGGAACACCUAGUUUAGCCCCUCCAACAACUAUCUCUAGAUUGAUACAAUGUGUGAAGCAAUUGGCUAAUACUGAUGAAAAGAUUGAAAUAACCAUUGAGUGCAAUCCUUCAUCUUUGAAUAUGACACAAAAACUGGAAGAAUACUUCAAGUUUGGAGUCAAUCGUGUCUCAGUUGGUUUACAGAGUCUGGAUGACAAAAAAUUAAAAAUUCUUGGACGUGAUCACUCUGCAAAUGAUGGCUUAAUGCUGUUAAAGCAAGCUACAGAAAUAUUUGGAUCUGACAGUGUAUCUGUUGAUCUUCUGUUUCGGAAACCUGGUGAUACUAUUAAAUCAUGGGAAAAUGAGCUAAUUCAAAUGCUUGAGCACAAACCACAUCAUGUUUCCUUGUAUGAAUUGACCCCUGAAAAAGGAACGCGGUUAUUUAGAGAACUUAAAUCAGGAGAAUUAACAAUACCAAACGAAAAUGACACAGCUUCCAUGUAUCUGCUUGCAGUGAAACUAUUAAAGGAAUCUAGCUUGGAACGGUACGAAAUUAGUAACUUCGCCAAGGCAGGUUCUAGAGCUCAGUCAUUGCAUAACAUGUCGUAUUGGCAUGGAACUCAAUACCUAGGGAUUGGUCCUGGUGCGCAUUCAAGAAUAUUUCCAUUAGACGCGGAUUUGCGUGAAUCACGCAUUCAGACGUUGGAUCCCCAAUCCUGGCAAGAUUUAGUGGAACGAGACGGACAUGCAACACGCCUGUGCAAACAGCAAAACCGAUUAGAAGUUUUGUCUGAAUUACUAGUCACGUCGCUGAGAACUACUAAAGGAACACAGCCAAAUAGAUGGAAUUUAUUUCAACCACAGUAUUCCAUGAAAGAUGUUUUCGGGGCAGCUGAACCCUUAAAAUUUUUCUACCUCAAUGGCUACCUUAGGUGGGGAAUGAACGGUAGCUUUCAAGCCACGGAUAGAGGCCUUAAUGUAGUUGAUGCAAUUUUACCUACUGUAUUAAACGUCUUAGGCGAAUACCAUACGAGAAAUAAAUUCAGCCCAUGAGGUUUCG
Messenger RNA from Daphnia carinata, 1467 nucleotides. Its product is annotated as radical S-adenosyl methionine domain-containing protein 1, mitochondrial-like. The record is from RefSeq and is a predicted model, not a curated record. Gene Ontology annotation, cellular component: cytoplasm. The transcript is spliced from 4 exons. Gene Ontology annotation, molecular function: coproporphyrinogen oxidase activity; 4 iron, 4 sulfur cluster binding. NCBI's taxonomy places the organism in Eukaryota, Metazoa, Arthropoda, Branchiopoda, Diplostraca, Daphniidae. Gene Ontology annotation, biological process: porphyrin-containing compound biosynthetic process. The coding region runs from base 171 to 1460 and encodes 429 amino acids.